Messenger RNA from Thelazia callipaeda (thelaziosis nematode), 1587 nucleotides. Lineage: Eukaryota; Metazoa; Nematoda; Chromadorea; Rhabditida; Thelaziidae. The record is from the annotation of a GenBank genome assembly.
AGUUGGACAUUUUCAGCAAUGGGAAUACCGAAUUUAUUGCCUUUCGUGAAAAAUGCGUGCCGUCAAGGUAAUAUCAGUGAAUUAGCCAAUCAGUCAGUUGCUGUCGAUGUAAGUUGUCUAUUACAUCGAGGAUUAAUUGGUUGCGCUGAUAAAGUGGCUCAAGGACACGAAACAGAUUUUUACAUACAUUAUGUGAUGAAAUACGUGAAAGCUUUACUCGCUAACAAUUGCCAUGUUAUUCUUGUUUUUGAUGGACAAAUGUUGCCUGCUAAAAAGGAAACCAACAGUUCUAGACGUGAAAAACGUGAUUUCCAAAAGCAAAGAGGUGAUUUAUUGAUGAGCCAGGGUAGGUCUAUUGAAGCUUAUGAUUGUUUUAAACGUAGCGCUUCACUGACAACAAAAAUAAUCGAAAGUGCAAUUCAGGCGUUUCGACAACUGGAAAUGGUUGAUGUGAUAGUUGCUCCUUACGAGUCUGAUGCGCAGCUAACUUUUUUGAUGAAGUCGAAAAUGGUGGAAGCUGUUGUAACAGAAGAUUCGGAUUUAAUUGCUUUCGGCUGUGAAAAGAUUGUUUUCAAAAUGGAGUCUACAGGAUCUUGCGUUAUUUUUGAGCAGCAUUUACUUCCGAAGUGUUUGUGUCGAGCUCUUGCUGAUCAGUUUGAUUUUGAUAAAUUUCGAAGAAUCUGUAUUCUCUCAGGAUGUGAUUAUUUACAGGCAGGUCUUCAUGGAGUUGGAUUAAACAAAGCUGCAACUUUCUUUGCCAAGACCACCAGCAAAAAUUUGCAUCAAAUAUUACCUCGGCUACCGCGAUACUUAAACAAAAAUUCAUUGAAAAUAACCAAGCAGUUUAUUGCUGACUUCAUCCGUGCUGAAAACACAUUUCUCCAUCAAAUUAUUUUUGAUCCUAUUGAAAGACGGCAGCGUCCUUUAAAUGACUAUCCAAUUAUUCAGAAAAGUAGCGAAAAUGAUUGUAGUUUUGACUUGGAUGGUCAGGAAAGUACUGAUGACUUUGCAUAUGCAGGAAGUAUUCAACCACCAGAAAUUGCAUUAAGUUUUGCUCUGGGAAAUAUUCCGGGUGGGUCUCAAGGUGAUCCAAUUGUUCUUCCUCAAAAUGUGCCAGAUUGGUCCAUUUGGAGCCCUAAUUACAGAACUGCAUCAAUACGACCAGAAAAGAAGUCUGAUAAAGAAAUUAAAAAAAAAUCAUUAUGUGGUGCAUUUACUAUUACACUAUCCGAAAGUUUCGAAGCAAAAACGCCGGAACAUAAAAUCGAAUCGCGGCCUUCACCUUUCCGUAUAUUGAAUAAUCAACCGGCAGUGGAUUUAGAUCUUUAUUCAAUGACUGUACAAAAUUCCAAGAGAAACAAUAUUUUUGCGAACUUUGAAAGACGACAAACUUGCUUCCCCGUAAUCGGCACUACUAAAAGGGGGAACGGUGCUCUUCAAAAUUGGAAUUGUGAUCGUUUACUAAAAGAAUUUUCUAAUACAGGUACAAAACCCUUAUUUUUCCUGGAAUUGUGUCGAAGCAAUAAUACGAACCAUUAUUUCGUUUUGUCUUUUCUCACUGUUGUUCAGAAAAUUAAUGGCAAUUAA